CCCUACUAGUAGAAGUAGAAGACACUAGUCUCCACCACCCCCACCACCACUCGCUAGCAGCAGCAGCUCUUCCAUCCAUGGCUGUCCCUGCUCCAUCCCGCACACCUGCCGCACUUGCCUCUGCGAGCAUGUACUGACUGCCUCCCACUCCCUUGGCGCCAUCUCUCUUGUCUUGCUGCUCGCUCGCGCGUCUGUGCGCGUGUGCGCUCUGCUCUGCUGCCUCCACUCCCCCCAUCCCUAUCGGGGAUAGGCCGCAGCUGCAUGCCCCUCUGCACGUUCGCGCUCUGCUCGCGCUUCCGUUUGUUCGCCUCCGGUGCGAUGGUGGUCGCCGCGCAAUGAUUCUUGCUUGGUUGCUAGCUUCCCUCGUCGCGGAGUGAGCGAGUGAGGGGGCCGGCCGGAGGGAGCGGACAAACCGGCGAGCAGCUACCUGACCCUGAGAUAGAGAGAGAGAGAGAGAGAGAGAGAGAGAGAGAGAGAGAGAGAGAGAGAGAAAGGUCUGUGCUCUGUGGUGGCCAAGAAGCGUCAUGGAUUGGGAUCUCAAGAUGCCGGGCUCUUGGGACCUGGCCGAGCUGGAGCACGACGGGGUGCCGGCCAUGGUCGCUCCCGCCGCGGCGGGCAUCACCGCCGCGGCCGCGCGCGGGCCGCCGGGCCGCCCCGAGUGCUCGGUCGACCUCAAGCUGGGCGGGCUGGGGGAGUUCGGCCCCGCGGCGGACGGCGCGAUGAAGCAGCAGCCGCCCGUGGCGACGGCGGCGGCGAAUGGCCCGGCGGCGUCCUUGUCGGCGUCGGCGUCGAACGCCGCGGCGGCGGUGCCGUCGGCGAGCCCGCUGAAGCGGCCGCGCCCGGGGGCCGGCGGCGGCGCGGGGGCGGGGCACUGCCCGUCGUGCGCCGUGGACGGCUGCAAGGCCGACCUGAGCAAGUGCCGCGACUACCACCGGCGGCACAAGGUGUGCGAGGCGCACUCCAAGACGCCCCUCGUCGUCGUCGCCGGCCGCGAGAUGCGCUUCUGCCAGCAGUGCAGCAGAUUCCACUUGCUUGCGGAGUUUGAUGAGGCCAAGCGUAGCUGUAGAAAGCGCCUUGAUGGGCACAACAGGCGCCGCAGGAAGCCACAGGUUGACAGCAUGAAUUCUGGGAGCUUUAUGACAACCCAACAAGGUCUGUAUUCAAAUGCAGGGACAAGGUUCGCGUCCUUCUCCGCUCCAAGGCCGGAGCCAAGCUGGUCCGGGAUCAUCAAAUCCGAGGACAGCAAUCCAUACUACACCAGCACUCACCAGAUCAAUUUCGCCGGCUCUUCGUCGUCCUACUCCAAGGAAGGCCGGCGCUUCCCCUUCCUGCACGAAGGAGACCAGAUGAGCUUCAGCACGGGCGCGACGGCCCUCGAGAUCCCCCCCGUGUGCCAGCCUCUCCUCAAGGCCGUCGCGCCGCCGCCGCCGCCGCCCGAGAGCAGCAGCAGCAACAAGAUGUUCUCCGAUGGACAGUUGACGCACGUGCUCGACUCCGACUGUGCUCUCUCUCUUCUGUCAUCCCCGGCCAACUCCUCCAGCGUCGACGUCAGCCGGAUGGUCCGUCCAAGCGAGCACAUCCCCUCCGUCCCCAACCUGCAGCAGUUCGGCAGCUCCUCCUGGUUCGCCUGCUCCCAGGCCUCCAGCGCCGCCACCGGCUUCGCCGCCUUCGCCGGCGGCAUGGACGGCGAGCAGCUCAACGCCGGCGGCGCGCUGGUCCCGAGCUCCAACGACAACGAGAUGAACUGCCACGGGAUCUUCCACGUCGGCGCCGAUGGCUCCUCCGAGGGCACGUCGCCGUCCCUCCCUUUCUCGUGGCAGUAGAAGUCUUGAGUGAGCGUCAGAGGCUGUUCUUGGGUUCUUUUGGUGAUCAUCUGUAGCUAGCUGUGCCCGUUUUAGUGAUCAGGCCUACGUCCCGUUCUUUCUGUGUUUAUUCUCUCUUUUUCAUGUUUCUAUGUCUUGGACUUGAUCUCUGAUCUCUCGCCGUCAGAAUGAAUAACUUUGCAUGAUUCAGAAGAAAAUCAUAUACUUAUGGAUUUCA
Molecule: messenger RNA, 2040 nt
Organism: Aegilops tauschii subsp. strangulata
Lineage: Eukaryota; Viridiplantae; Streptophyta; Magnoliopsida; Poales; Poaceae
Product: squamosa promoter-binding-like protein 18
Cellular component (GO): nucleus
Molecular function (GO): DNA binding
Source: RefSeq, a predicted model, not a curated record